This is a messenger RNA of Striga hermonthica, 708 nucleotides long. Lineage: Eukaryota; Viridiplantae; Streptophyta; Magnoliopsida; Lamiales; Orobanchaceae. The record is from the annotation of a GenBank genome assembly.
AUGGGUGACAGUCAGUACUCUUUCUCUCUCACCACUUUCAGUCCCUCGGGGAAGCUCGUUCAGAUUGAACAUGCUCUUACAGCUGUUGGAUCUGGUCAAACAUCUCUAGGAAUCAAAGCUGCUAAUGGUGUUGUUAUUGCGACUGAGAAGAAAUUACCAUCUAUUUUGGUUGAUGAGACAUCUGUCCAGAAGAUUCAGAUUUUGACACCAAACAUUGGAGUUGUCUACAGUGGUAUGGGACCCGAUUCCCGAGUUUUGGUGCGCAAAAGUAGAAAGCAGGCUGAACAGUAUUUUCGACUGUACAAGGAACCAAUUCCAGUUACUCAAUUGGUGAGGGAAACUGCCACUGUAAUGCAGGAGUUCACUCAAUCAGGUGGCGUGAGGCCAUUUGGUGUAUCGCUUUUGGUUGCGGGAUAUGAUGACAAGGGUCCACAGCUGUACCAGGUGGAUCCAUCGGGUUCAUACUUUUCUUGGAAGGCUUCAGCUAUGGGAAAGAAUGUAUCCAACGCAAAGACAUUUCUGGAGAAGAGGUACACGGAAGAUAUGGAACUUGACGAUGCUGUGCAUACAGCAAUUUUGACACUUAAGGAGGGAUUUGAAGGACAGAUAUCAGGCAAAAAUAUCGAGAUUGGUGUGAUUGGCAAUGACAAAGUAUUCAAGAUUCUUACUCCGUCUGAAAUUGAAGAUUACUUGCAGGAAGUUGAAUAA